AUGGUUCAGUUUAAUACUCUGUCUGUGUUUCUCUGUGUCAUGGGUUUGCUCUUAGAGACUCAGAGCUCUUUAACUUUGGAGGCAGAAGCUGGAGAUAACGUCACUAUUUGGUGCCAACAUGAUCUGACUGAUACAUCUUUCAUCUUCUGGUUUAAACACACAAGUGAUUCAGUUCCACUUCUUCUUGGGUGUAAAAAGUUUAGGACAUCAGCUCCAUCACAGUCAUGUUACUUCUUUAGUGAGAGUGAGAGAAUAGUGAUGUCUGUUCAUGGCAGUAAAACGUCUCUCACAAUCACUGCAGUAAACGUCUCUGAUACAGGACUCUAUUACUGCAGCUUCACUGACAGAAUGAUCUUCAGUAACUCCACAUAUUUACAAGUGAAAGGUUCAGCUGUAUUCUUUAUGCUGAAUGUGCUCUUCAUGCUGAAUGCAGUGUUUGGUUCAGUGACCAUGUUUCUUCUCAGUGUUUUGAUCUUCAUCAUUCUGAAGUACAGAAAAACACACAGAGGUGCUGAUAAUGAUGAAGAAGUGAAUGAGGUUUCUGACUCUGACUCUGUGAAUUGUGCUGUACUUCAGUUCUCUAAGAAGAAAACCAAAAAGAACAAGAGGCAUGAUCUCCACUCCUCUUCCUCUCUGCAGUGA
Tachysurus vachellii is the source of this 642-nucleotide messenger RNA. RefSeq lists its product as uncharacterized. Gene Ontology annotation, biological process: response to bacterium. The transcript is spliced from 6 exons. The record is from RefSeq and is a predicted model, not a curated record. Lineage: Eukaryota; Metazoa; Chordata; Actinopteri; Siluriformes; Bagridae. The coding region runs from base 1 to 642 and encodes 213 amino acids.